GUUUGGGAACCACUUUGAGAGUUGCAUCACCCUCAAACCCAUUCCACUACUCUCCACCACUACUUCAAGUACAAAACUGGUUUAUGCAAAGUUGAGAUUUUUGUAACUGUUUUGAGGUACUAUACUACUAUUCCUGAAGCGGGGUCUUUGAUCUUGUGAUGGAUUCAUGGAGUUUUGUUCCCGAAGAUAAUAAAGGGUAUGUUUCUAAAGCUUCAAUCUUGGGUUGGGAACUUAAAACCCCAUCUAGUUUUUUAGGUCAACAAAACAUUGAAAAUGACAAUAAUCAAGGUUUUGAGGAAUUGGGUUUUCAUGGAAUGUUGGGAAAACAAUUCUCUAAUGUUAUUGAUGUUGAUGAUGAUGUUGUUGAUGAUGUUCACAGAAGAAAGAUUGAUAAUGAUGUUGUUAUGGCUGCACCAAAUGCAUUUUCUGGAAGAGAACUUUCAAACUCAUUAGGAGACACUAAUGGAUGUAAUUCAAUCAUUGAUUUGAAGCUUGGUAGGUUUGGUGAGCAUGGAGAUGCAAUUGGAACAUCAUUUUCAAAAGGGACUGCGAUUUUAUCCUCGUCUGGAUCAUCAUCGACACCGCCUAAGAGAGUGCGGUCUUCAAGCGUUCAUUCUCAGGUUGCUUACUGCCAAGUCUAUGGUUGUAAUAAGGAUCUGAGUGGUUGUAAAGAUUAUCACAAAAAGCACAAAGUUUGUGAUACUCAUUCAAAGACUUCCAAAGUUAUAGUCAAUGGUAUUGAACAAAGAUUUUGUCAACAAUGUAGUAGGUUUCAUUUGCUGGUUGAAUUUGAUGAUGGUAAGCGUAGCUGUCGUAAACGCCUUGCAGGCCAUAAUGAACGCCGCAGAAAGCCACAAGUCGGUAUUCACUCGGGAAGAGCUGGGAGAUUGCUUCAGUCAUAUAGCGAUAGCAGAUUCCAGGGAAGCAUGCUAACAUCGGCAUCUUUUAUAUGCCAAGAGUUACUCCCCAGUGAGGUUUUGUCUUCUGAGAAAUGUGGAACCAGUAACUGGUGGAGGCCUAUAAAAGGCGAAGACGAAACUGGAACCGGUUUUCGGCCUCCUUCUUCUGUUCCAAUUACCAAUGCACAUCCUCAUUCACAAACUCUAUUUCCUUCAUACAGUAAUAAGCAAUUUCCCUUCCUUCAUGAAAACGGAGCUGCAUCUGCUACAGGAAGCAUGUUCUGUGAAAACAAUACUCAAUAUCCUCCUAUCCUCGGAGGCUCGAGUUCUGGAUCACAAUCAUUAUUCCAAGAUACUUCCUUAGGAAGUGAGGACUUCCACGUUUUUGAAACAGAAUCAACUGUUCAAGGAUUAUCGGGAGUUUCAGACGGUGGUUGUGCUCUCUCUCUUCUGUCAUCUCAAUCCCAGAACUCUUCAAGCCAAUCAUCAGUAAUCCCAAUGCCUCGUCCUUUGGUCAUUCCAAGCAGCCAUUACAGCAUGAGUGGAGUGUCGGAUAGGUUUCCGUCUGAGCUAAAUCCUACAGAUGGAAGUCAUCUUAGUCCUAUAUUGAUAUCCGACAAUGAUGAAAUUGUACAUUUCGAAAUGGCUGAUGGGAUUUUCCAAGGGUCUGAUUUUGGCAAUGUGAAAGAUCGUCUUUCAUGUGAAGAUGGCAUGACCAUUGACUUGCUUCAAUUAUCAUCACAACUUCAGCGUGUCGAACAUCAGAGACGAGCCUUGCAGGUGAAGCAAGAAAACGAUUCUUCUUGCUCUCUUCGGAUUACUUAACAUGCUUUCAACAGGAAAGAACUUGUCCUUGUGCAGCAUGUUGUGACAGACACCAAUGGUAUCCAACUCGUGAGAUGCUAACUAGUUCGAGUAGUUCUCUUGCACCGAUUUGGUUCGAGAAUCUGAUCGAUGACCGGGACGCAAUAGUCGCUCUUAAUCUGCAUAAAAUCAAUCUAUGAUGUAAUAAUGAAGAAAUGUAUCAAAGCGUGAUAUUCAUUCAGGUUUUUAUCAUAAAUACUUCAAUAUGGACAAUUUAGUGAA
This is a messenger RNA of Trifolium pratense (red clover), 1985 nucleotides long. Its product is annotated as squamosa promoter-binding-like protein 13A. The record is from RefSeq and is a predicted model, not a curated record. Gene Ontology annotation, molecular function: DNA binding. NCBI's taxonomy places the organism in Eukaryota, Viridiplantae, Streptophyta, Magnoliopsida, Fabales, Fabaceae. Gene Ontology annotation, cellular component: nucleus. The coding region runs from base 159 to 1724 and encodes 521 amino acids. The transcript has 5 exons.